UAUUUUGGACAUUACUUAUGGUUUGAAUGAAAAUUAUUUUUAUGUAAUGUUUUGAAUUGAGUGUCGAUUUGAUUGUGAAUUAAACUAUAGUUUUAAUCAAAUUAUAAAUGAUUUAUAAAUUAAUUUAUUAUAAUUUUAUCGUUUAAACUGAAAAUGACAUCAGUUUUGUCGGACAAACUGUCGUCCGGUCCCAAAGGGUUGGGAGAUCCAGAGGACAGGUCUUUGCGGAGAGUGGAGAAAGAGAUACUCAUCCCGAAGAUUAUGAGAGAUAAGGCGCGGACAGAGAAGUGCACCGAUUUUGUGAAGGCUUUCAACGAUUGUUGUAAAGAGAAUUCAAUUCUUCUGGUGCUUAAGUGUCGGACAGAAAACAGCCGAAUGAAGGCCUGUCUCACCGAUUGGUAUAAUAACCAACACUUCCGACACCAGUGCGAAGACAUCUAUUUGAACCAGAGGUCAGAGUACAGGCGCACCGGUAUUAAGGCUCAGACCAAACGCAUGGGUUGACACCAAUUACAUCACUAAAUAUCUGUCACUCAAUUCUUGUCAUAUAGUCUUUAAUUGAAUACAAUUAGCAUUAGUUUUAAGUAAUAGUACAUUAAUUUUACACAAAUAAAAAAACCAAAUAUAAAUAAUGAUAAUAAUAAUGGAUUACAAAAUAGUAUA
Molecule: messenger RNA, 663 nt
Organism: Medioppia subpectinata
Lineage: Eukaryota; Metazoa; Arthropoda; Arachnida; Sarcoptiformes; Oppiidae
Source: the annotation of a GenBank genome assembly